Molecule: messenger RNA, 14546 nt
Organism: Balaenoptera musculus (blue whale)
Lineage: Eukaryota; Metazoa; Chordata; Mammalia; Artiodactyla; Balaenopteridae
Gene: MUC2
Product: mucin 2, oligomeric mucus/gel-forming
Exons: 52
Coding region: 1-14424 (4807 amino acids)
Cellular component (GO): extracellular matrix
Molecular function (GO): protein binding
Source: RefSeq, a predicted model, not a curated record
AUGGGGCUGCCACUAGCCCGCCUGGUGGCCCUCUGCCUGACUCUGACCUGGGCCGGGGGCUCAGAGCUCCGGAGAGAAGGCAGGACCCGGAACCACGGCCACAGCGUCUGCAGCACAUGGGGCGACUCCCACUACAAGACCUUCGACGGAGACAUCUUCCGCUUCCCCGGGCUGUGCGACUACAACUUCGCCUCUGACUGCCGGGACGCCUACCAGGAGUUCGCUGUGCACCUGAAACGGGGCCCCGGCCGCAGUGGGGGCCACCCCCAGGUCGAGUACAUCCUGCUGACCAUCAAGGAUGACACCAUCUACCUCACCAGCCAGAUCACUGUGGUGAACGGUGCCAUGGUCAGCAGCCCGCACUACAGCUCGGGGCUGCUCAUCGAGAAGAGUGACGCCUACACCAAGGUCUAUUCCCGUGCUGGCCUCACGCUCAUGUGGAACCGGGAGGACUCGGUCAUGCUGGAGCUGGACAGUAUGUUCCGGAACCACACGUGUGGCCUCUGCGGUGACUACAACGGUCUGCAGACCUACUCUGAGUUCCUCUCCGAUGGCGUGCGCUUCAGUCCCAUCGAGUUUGGGAACAUGCAGAAGAUCGACAAGCCCGAGGAGGUGUGCGAUGGCCCCCAGGAGGUGCCGACCCCCCCGUCCUGCUCUGAGCACCGCGCCGAGUGCGAGAGGCUGCUGACGGACGCGGCCUUCGAGGACUGCCGGGACCUGGUGCCGCUGGAGCUGCACGUGCAGGCCUGCAUGCAGGACCGCUGCCAGUGCCCGCAUGGCACCUCCUGCGUCUGCAGCACCAUCGCCGAGUUCUCCCGCCAGUGUUCCCACGCCGGGGGCAGGCCGCGGAACUGGAGGACCGCCUCGCUCUGCCCUAAGAGCUGCCCCGCGACCAUGGUUUACCUGGAGAGCGGCUCGCCCUGCAUGGACACCUGCUCACACCUGGAGGUCAGCAGCCUGUGCGAGGAGCAUCGCAUGGACGGCUGUUUCUGCCCAGAAGGCACGGUGUACGAUGACAUCAAGGGUGGCGGCUGCAUCCCCGUGAACCAGUGUCACUGCAAGCUGCACGGACACCUGUACGCGCCUGGCCAACAGAUCACCAACAACUGCGAGCAGUGUGUCUGCAACGCCAGUCGCUGGGUGUGCCAGGACCUGCAGUGCCCCAGGACCUGUGCCCUGGAGGGCGGCGCCCACAUCACCACCUUCGACGGGAGGAAGUACACGUUCCACGGGGACUGCUACUACGUGCUGACCAAGGGCGCCCACAACGACUCCUAUGCCAUCCUGGGCGAGCUGACCCCCUGCGGCUCCACCGACAAGCAGACCUGCCUGAAGACGGUGGUGCUGCUGGCUGACAACAAGAAGAACGUGGUGGCCUUCAAGUUGGACGGCACCGUCCUGCUGAAUGAGCUGCAGGUGAACCUGCCCCACGUGACGGCGAGCUUCUCCAUCUUUCAACCGUCCUCCCACCACCUCGUCGUGACCACCGCCUUCGGCCUCAGGCUGCAGGUCCAGCUGGUGCCGGUCAUGCAGCUCUUCGUGACGCUGGACCAUGCCGCCCAGGGGCUGGUGCAGGGCCUCUGCGGGAACUACAACGGCCUCGAAGGUGACGACUUCAAGACGGCAGGUGGGCUGGUGGAGGCCACGGGUGCCGGCUUCGCCAACACCUGGAAGGCGCAGUCGAGCUGCCACGACAAGCUGGACUGGCUGGAUGACCCCUGCUCCCUGAACAUCGAGAGCGCCAACUACGCUGAGCACUGGUGCUCCCUGCUGAAGAAGGCGGAGACCCCGUUCGGCAAGUGCCACUCCGCCGUGGACCCAGCCGAGUACUACAAGAGGUGCAAAUACGACACGUGCAACUGCCAGAGCACGGAGAACUGCAUGUGCGCGGCCCUGUCCUCCUACGCCCGCGCCUGCGCCAUCAAGGGCGUCAUGCUGUGGGGCUGGCGGGAGCGCGUCUGCAACAAGGACGUGGACUCCUGCCCCAGGUCGCAAGUCUUCCUGUACAACCUGACCACCUGCCAGAAGACCUGCCGCUCGCUGUCCGAGCCUGACACCCGCUGUCUCAAGGGCUUCGCGCCCGUGGACGGCUGCGGCUGCCCCGACCACACCUUCCUGGACCAGAAGGGCCGCUGCGUGCCCCUGGCCGAGUGCUCCUGCUACCACAGUGGCCUCUACCUGGAGGCGGGCAAGGUCAUCCUGAGGCAGGAGGAGCGAUGCGUUUGCCGAAACGGGAGGCUGCACUGCCUGCAGGUCAAGCUGCUCGGCCAGCGCUGUACGGCCCCGAAGAUCCACGUCGACUGCAACAACCUGACGGCGCUGGCCAUCCGGAACCCCAGGCCCGUCAGCUGCCAGACGCUGGCUGCCGGCUACUACCGGACGGAGUGCGUCAGCGGCUGCGUGUGCCCCGAGGGGCUGGUUGACGAUGGCCGGGGCGGCUGCGUGGUGGAGGAGGCGUGCCCGUGUGUGCACAACAACGAUCUGUACUCCCCCGGCGACAAGAUCAGGGUGGAUUGCAACACCUGCACCUGCCAGAAAGGGCGCUGGGCCUGCACCCAGUCCGUGUGCCACGGCACCUGUGCCAUCUAUGGGAACAGCCACUACAUCACCUUCGAUGGGAAGUACUAUGACUUCGACGGACACUGCUCCUACGUGGCCGUUCAGGACUACUGUGGCCAGAACUCCUCACUGGGGUCCUUCAGCAUCAUCACCGAGAAGGUCCCCUGUGGCACCACGGGCGUCACCUGCUCCAAGGCCAUCAAGAUCUUCAUAGGGCGGACGGAGCUAAAGCUGGAGGACAAACACCGCAUGGUGAUACAGCGUGACGCGGGCCGCCACGUGGCCUACACCACGCGGGAAGUGGGCCAGUACCUGGUGGUGGAGGCCAGCGUCGGCAUCAUCGUCAUCUGGGACAAGAGGACCACCAUCUUCAUCAAGCUCGCCCCCUCCUACAAGGGCACUGUGUGUGGCCUGUGUGGGAACUUUGACCAGCGAUCCAGCAACGACUUCACCACGCGGGACCACAUGGUGGCGGAGGGUGGGCUGGACUUCGGGAACAGCUGGAAGGCGGCCCCCACCUGUCCGGACGUGAACACCAUCCCCGAGCCGUGCACCCUGAAGCCGCACCGCCGCUCCUGGGCCGAGAAGCAGUGCAGUAUCAUCAAGGGCCCAGUCUUCGGGGUCUGCCACAGCAAGGUGGACCCCAAGCCCUUCUACGAGGCCUGCGUCCACGACACGUGCUCCUGCGACACGGGCGGAGACUGUGAGUGCUUGUGCUCUGCCGUGGCCGCCUACGCCCAGGAGUGCACCAAGGAGGGGGCCUGCGUGUUCUGGAGGAGGCCCGACCUGUGCCCCAUAUUCUGUGACUACUACAACCCCCCGGACGAGUGUCAGUGGCAUUACGAGCCCUGCGGGAACCGCAGCUUCGAGACGUGCAGGACGGUCAGCGGCAUCCACUCCAACAUCUCCGUGUCCUACCUGGAGGGCUGCUACCCCCGGUGCCCUAAGGAAAGUCCCAUCUACAACGAGGACCUGAAGAAGUGUGUCACACGGGACCAAUGUGGUUGCUACAUCGGGGACAUUCACUACCCACCUGGAACGUCUGUGCCCACGGAGCAGAUCUGCCACUCUUGCGUGUGUGACAACUCCUCGCAAGUUGUCUGCCGGCCAAAAAACGGGACGAUUCUCAACAAAACCGAGGACAGCCCCUUCUGCUACUGGGAAAUCUGUGACGUCAACGGGACGGUGCAGAAGCACUUCAACAUCUGCGUGUACACCCCACCACCCUCGUCCCCCUCAACGCCCGCCACCACCGCCUCUGUCACCCCCAUCACGCCCUCCACCACCACGAGCACCACUCCGACCACCAGUACAGAGACACCCUCAAUGUCAUCUCCCUCGUCAGCAGCUCAGAGUAAGUCACGGCUAUGCUGCUUCUGGUCCGACUGGAUCAACGACGACCAUCCCAGGAUCGGCAGUGACGGUGGAGACCGAGAGACGUUCAACCGUGUCUGCAGGGCCCCCAAGGAUAUCGAGUGCAGGGUGGCCGUAGAGCCCCACCUCAGCUGGCAGGAGCUGGGCCAGGAGGCUCAGUGCAAUGUCUCCUUCGGGUUCAUCUGCAAGAACGAAGACCAGUUUCGAAAUGGACCUUUUGGAGUCUGCUAUGACUACGAGAUACGAGUCUAUUGUUGCCUGCUGAUGGAUGAGUGUCCCACGACCCCGGUCACGAUCCCCACCACCACCCCGUCAACCACCCCACCCAUCACCACCCCCACCACCACCCCACCCACCACCCCAUCCACCCCACCCACCACCACCCCGUCAACCACCCCACCCACCACCACCCCCACCACCACCCCCACCACCACCCCACACACCACCCCACCCACGCCACCCACCACCACCCCCACCACCCCACACACCACCACCCCCACCACAACCCCAGCCACCACCACCCCCACCACAAUAGGGACUCCAACUCCAACCACUCCAGAGACCCCAACCACAACACCCACCACCACUUCAACUGGGACUCCAACGUCCACCACUCCAGAGACCCCAACCACAACACCCAGCACCACUUCAACUGGGACUCCAACUCCGACCCCCACCACAACCUCAACAGAGACUCCAACUCCAACCACUCCAGAGACCCCAACCACAACACCCACCACCACUUCAGCUGGAACUCCAACUCCGACCCCCACCACAACCUCAACAGAGACUCCAACUCCAACCACUCCAGAGACCCCAACCACAACACCCAGCACCACUUCAACUGGAACUCCAACUUCCACCACUCCAGAGACCCCAACCACAACACCCACCACCACUUCAACUGGAACUCCAACUCCGACCCCCACCACAACCUCAACAGAGACUCCAACCACUCCAGAGAUCCCAACCACAACACCCAGCACCACUUCAACUGGGACUCCAACUUCCACCGCUCCAGAGACCCCAACCACAACACCCACCACCAUUUCAACUGGAACUCCAACUCCGACCCCCACCACAACCUCAACAGAGACUCCAACUCCAACCACUCCAGAGACCCCAACCACAACACCCACCACCACUUCAACUGGAACUCCAACUCCGACCCCCACCACAACCUCAACAGAGACUCCAACUCCAACCACUCCAGAGACCCCAACCACAACACCCACCACCACUUCAACUGGAACUCCAACUCCGACCCCCACCACAACCUCAACAGAGACUCGAACCACUCCAGAGACCCCAACCACAACACCCACCACCACUUCAACUGGGACUCCAACUCCCACCCCCACCACAACCUCAACAGAGACACCAACCCCGACCACUACAGAGAUCCCAACCACAACACCCACCACCACUUCAACUGGAACUCCAACUUCCACCACUCCAGAGACCCCAACCACAACACCCACCACCACUUCAACUGGGACUCCAACUCCGACCCCCACCACAACCUCAACAGGGACUCCAACUCCAACCACCUCAGAGACACCAACCACAACACCCAGCACCACUUCAACUGGGACUCCAACUCCGACCCCCAGCACAACCUCAACAGAGACUCUGACUCCAACCACUCCAGAGACCCCAACCACAACACCCACCACCACUUCAACUGGAACUCCAACUUCCACCACUCCAGAGACCCCAACCACAACACCCAGCACCACUUCAACUGGAACUCCAACUUCCACCACUCCAGAGACCCCAACCACAACACCCAGCACCACUUCAACUGGAACUCCAACUUCCACCACUCCAGAGACCCCAACCACAACACCCACCACCACUUCAACUGGAACUCCAACUCCGACCCCCACCACAACCUCAACAGAGACUCCAACCACUCCAGAGACCCCAACCACAACACCCACCACCACUUCAACUGGGACUCCAACUCCCACCCCCACCACAACCUCAACAGAGACACCAACCCCGACCACUACAGAGAUCCCAACCACAACACCCACCACCACUUCAACUGGAACUCCAACUUCCACCACUCCAGAGACCCCAACCACAACACCCACCACCACUUCAACUGGGACUCCAACUCCGACCCCCACCACAACCUCAACAGGGACUCCAACUCCAACCACCUCAGAGACCCCAACCACAACACCCAGCACCACUUCAACUGGGACUCCAACUCCGACCCCCAGCACAACCUCAACAGAGACUCCGACUCCAACCACUCCAGAGACCCCAACCACAACACCCACCACCACUUCAACUGGAACUCCAACUUCCACCACUCCAGAGACCCCAACCACAACACCCAGCACCACUUCAACUGGAACUCCAACUUCCACCACUCCAGAGACCCCAACCACAACACCCACCACCAUUUCAACUGGGACUCCAACUCCCACCCCCACCACAACCUCAACAGAGACUCCAACUCCAACCACUCCAGAGACCCCAACCACAACACCCACCACCACACCCACCACCACGGUGACCAACAUCUCCUGCAGGGCCACCAUGUUUCCCAAAGUUCCCCUCCAAGAGCUUGGACAAAACGUGGUGUGUAACACCUCUGUUGGGCUCAUGUGCAAAAACCAAGACCAGAAGCCAGGGGGAGCCAUCUCCACAACUUACUGCCUCAACUAUGAGAUCAAUGUCUACUGCUGCGCUCUUCCAUUUAACUGUGUCCCCAGAACUUCGACCACCACCACAGAGACCCCAACUACGACCCCCACCGCUACUUCAACAGAGAGUCCAACCACGACGCCCACCACCACCGAGACCACAACCCCCACCACUACCACACCUACAACCACAGAGACCUCAACACCAACACACACCACCAUGGUGACCCCAACACCGCCACCGACCACAACCUCAACAGAGACUCCAACCACGACCCCUACCGCGACUUCAACAGAGACCCUAACACCAACACCAACCACCACUUCAACUGGGACUCCAUCUCCGACCCCCAGGACAACCACAAGAGAGACUCCAACCACUCCAGAAACCCCAACCACAACACCCACCACCACUUCAACUGGAACUCCAACUUCCACCACUCCAGAGACCCCAACCACGACACCCAGCACCACUUCAACUGGAACUCCAACUUCCACCACUCCAGAGACCCCAACCACAACACCCACCACCACUUCAACUGGGACUCCAACUCCCACCCCCACCACAACCUCAACAGAGACUCCAACCCAGACCACUACAGAGAUCCCAACCACAACCCCCAGCACCACUUCAACUGGAACUCCAACUUCCACCACUCCAGAGACCCCAACCACAACACCCACCACCACUUCAACUGGGACUCCAACUCCGACCCCCACCACAACCUCAACAGAGACUCCAACUCCAACCACUCCAGAGACCCCAACCACAACACCCACCACCACUUCAACUGGGACUCCAACUCUGACCCCCAGCACAACCUCAACAGAGACUCCAACUCCAACCACUCCAGAGACCCCAACCACAACACCCAGCACCACUUCAACUGGAACUCCAACUUCCACCACUCCAGAGACCCCAACCACAACACCCAGCACCACUUCAACUGGAACUCCAACUUCCACCACUCCAGAGACCCCAACCACAACACCCACCACCACUUCAACUGGGACUCCAACUCCCACCCCAACCACAACCUCAACAGAGACUCCAACCCCGACCACUACAGAGAUCCCAACCACAACACCCACCACCACUUCAACUGGAACUCCAACUUCCACCACUCCAGAGACCCCAACCACAACACCCACCACCACUUCAACUGGAACUCCAACUCCGACCCCCACCACAACCUCAACAGAGACUCCAACUCCAACCACUCCAGAGACCCCAACCACAACACCCACCACCACUUCAACUGGAACUCCAACUCCGACCCACACCACAACCUCAACAGAGAUGCCAACCACUCCAGAGACCCCAACCACAACACCCAGCACCACUUCAACUGGAACUCCAACUUCCACCACUCCAGAGACCCCAACCACAACACCCAGCACCACUUCAACUGGAACUCCAACUUCCACCACUCCAGAGACCCCAACCACAACACCCAGCACCACUUCAACUGGACCUCCAACUUCCACCACUCCAGAGACCCCAACCACAACACCCACCACCAUUUCAACUGGGACUCCAACUCCCACCCCCACCACAACCUCAACAGAGACUCCAACUCCAACCACUCCAGAGACCCCAACCACAACAUCCACUACCACUUCAACUGGAACUCCAACUUCCACCACUCCACAGACCCCAACCACAACACCCACCACCACUUCAACUGGGACUCCAACUCCGACCCCCACCACAACCUCAACAGAGACUCCAACUCCAACCACUCCAGAGACCCCAACCACAACACCCACCACCACUUCAACUGGAACUCCAACUCUGACCCCCACCACAACCUCAACAGAGACUCCAACUCCAACCACUCCAGAGACCCCAACCACAACACCCACCACCACUUCAACUGGAACUCCAACUCCGACCCCCACCACAACCUCAACAGAGACUCCAACUCCAACCACUCCAGAGACCCCAACCACAACACCCAGCACCACUUCAACUGGAACUCCAACUUCCACCACUCCAGAGACCCCAACCACAACACCCACCACCACUUCAACUGGAACUCCAACUUCCACCACUCCAGAGACCCCAACCACAACACCCAGCACCACUUCAACUGGACCUCCAACUUCCACCACUCCAGAGACCCCAACCACAACACCCACCACCAUUUCAACUGGGACUCCAACUCCCACCCCCACCACAACCUCAACAGAGACUCCAACUCCAACCACUCCAGAGAUCCCAAUCACAACACCCACCACCACUUCAACUGGAACUCCAACUCCGACCCCCACCACAACCUCAACAGAGACUCCAACUCCAACCACUCCAGAGACCCCAACCACAAUACCCACCACCACUUCAACUGGAACUCCAACUCCGACCCACACCACAACCUCAACAGAGACUCCAACUCCCACCACUCCAGAGACCCCAACCACAACACCCACCACCACUUCAACUGGAACUCCAACUCCGACCCCCACCACAACCUCAACAGAGACUCCAACUCCAACCACUACAGAGACCCCAACCACAACACCCACCACCACUUCAACUGGGACUCCAACUCCUACCCCCAGCACAACCUCAACAGAGACUCCAACUUCCACCACUCCAGAGACCCCAACCACAACACCCAGCACCACUUCAUCUGGAACUCCAACUUCCACCACUCCAGAGACCCCAACCACAACACCCACCACCACUUCAACUGGAACUCCAACUUCCACCACUCCAGAGACCCCAACCACAACACCCAGCACCACUUCAAUUGGAACUGCAACUUCCACCACUCCAGAGACCCCAACCACAACACCCACCACCACUUCAACUGGGACUCCAACUCCGACCCCCACCACAACCUCAACAGAGACACCAACCCCGACCACUACAGAGAUCCCAACCACAACACCCACCACCACUUCAACUGGAACUCCAACUUCCACCAUUCCAGAGACCCCAACCACAACACCCACCACCACUUUAACUGGAACUCCAACUCCGACCCCCAGCACAACCUCAACAGAGACUCCAACUUCCACCACUCCAGAGACCCCAACCACAACACCCACCACCACUUCAACUGGGACUCCAACUCCCACCCCCACCACAACCUCAACAGAGACUCCAACUCCAACCACUCCGGAGACCGCAACCACAACACCCACCACCACACCCACCACCACCACACCCACCAGCACCACCACCACAACCCCAGCCACCACCACCCCCACCACCCCACACACCACCCCAUCCACCCCCACACACACCGCCCCACCCACCACCACCCCCAGCACCCCGCCCACCACCACACUGACAACCUCCACAGAGCCAGUAUCCACUGAGUGUUUGCCACACUGCCAAUGGACUGGCUGGGAGGAUUCUAGAAAACCAAACUUUACCAGAGAAGGUGGAGACGUUGAGUCCCUUGAGAACUUCUGUAAUUUGGGCAGGGUGACCAACAUCUCCUGCAGGGCCACCAUGUUUCCCAAAGUUCCCCUCCAAGAGCUUGGACAAAACGUGGUGUGUAACACCUCUGUUGGGCUCAUGUGCAAAAACCAAGACCAGAAGCCAGGGGGAGCCAUCUCCACAACUUACUGCCUCAACUAUGAGAUCAAUGUCUACUGCUGCGCUCUUCCAUUUAACUGUGUCCCCAGAACUUCGACCACCACCACAGAGACCCCAACUACGACCCCCACCGCUACUUCAACAGAGACUCCAACCACGACGCCCACCACCACCGAGACCACAACCCCCACCACUACCACACCUACAACCACAGAGACCCCAACACCAACACACACCACCAUGGUGACCCCAACACCGCCACCGACCACAACAACAGAGACUCCAACCACGACCCCUACCACGACUUCAACAGAGACCCUAACACCAACACCCACCACCACUUCAACUGGGACUCCAACUCCGACCCCCAGCACAACCCCAACAGAGACUCCAACCACUACAGAGACCCCAACCACAACACCCACCAUGACCACAACAGGGCCUCCAACUCCGACCACUACAGAGACCCCAACCACAACACCCAGCACCACUUCAACUGGAACUCCAACUUCCACCACUCCAGAGACCCCAACCACAACACCCACCACCACUUCAACUGGGACUCCAACUCCCACCCCCACCACAACCUCAACAGAGACUCCAACUCCAACCACUACAGAGACCCCAACCACAACACCCACCACCACUUCAACUGGGACUCCAACUCCGACCCCCAGCACCACCUCAACAGAGACUCCAAGUCCGACCACUACAGAGACCCCAACCACAACACCCACUACCACCUCAACAGAGACUCCAACUCCGACCACUACAGAGACCCCAACCACAACACCCACCACCACUUCAACUGGAACUCCAACUCCGACCGCCACCACCACAGAGACAAUCCCCACCGCUGCCAGAACCACAGAGACCCCAACACCAAUAACCACCACCACAGUGAUCCCAACACCACCACUGACCACCACCUCCACAGCGACUCCAACUCCGACCCUCACUAUUAGCACCACCUCCACAGAGACUCCAACACCUACACCCACCAUAACAGAGACCCCAACUCCAGCCUCCACCACCACAGAAACCCCCUCCCCCACCACUACCACAACCACAGAGACUCCAACCCCACCUCCCAACAUUAGCACUACCAGCAGCACAUCACAAUCUCUUCCUACGUCCUCCCCUCCAACCUCCCAGUCCACCUCUCCCUCUUCCACGGAAUCUACCACGCUUGUGACCACCACCCCAACAACUGAGGAGACAUACAGCACACCACAGACCCUAGCAUCGACAGAACCAGCCAUCAGUACAACAGGAGGCACCACGCCCUCUCCACCUACACCUGGCACCACCCCUCCAGUGAGAGCGUUCCCCAAGAAGGCUCCAGGAGGGCUCGCCUGCCUCUCCUGCCCCAAAGUCCCGCUGCUGAGCAUUCAGGGAGCUGCUGACCCCGCAGUACGUCUUUCCUCGGGCAUGGCUGCCUGUGGCCACGAUGGGCUACGCUCGCCAACCUCGGGUCCCACCUCCUCGAAGACCACUCCCACCCACGGAACCACGACUGGGCCCCCUUCAUCCACCACAGGGCCCCCUUCCACACCCACACCCACUCCCAAGACUGUGUCAACGACUUCCACGGGAACUUCCACACCAAUAGGACACUCGUCGACCAUGCCACCCACGCCACAGACCACCAGCACCUUGACCUCCAGUGUGACCACCCCCACGGUGAUCCCAUUAACCUCACCCAACAUCACCACGAGCGUCUCAGUCUCCACCGCCACCCAGAGGAUAUGCUGCUAUUUGAAUGACACGUAUUAUGCCCCAGGUGAGCUGGUGUACAACAGCACACAAGGAGACACCUGCUACUACGUGAACUGCUCGCUGGAGUGCACCCUCGAGAUCUUCAACUGGUCCUGCCCAUCCACACCCUCCCCAACUCCCAGCCCAUCCAUACCCACCACUCGGCCAUCCAUGGCAUCCAGUGUGCCGUCCACCACCAAGCCCCCUGCAUGCCUGGACUUCGAUCCUCCCAGACAGGAGAACGAGGCCUGGUGGCUGUGUAACUGCACCAUGGCCAUCUGCAAGUACAACAACACCGUGGAGCUCGUGGAGGUGAAGUGCGACCCCCCACCCAUGCCCACCUGCUCCAACGGCCUCAUGCCAGUGCGCGUCGAGGACCCCGACAAGUGCUGCUGGCACUGGGAGUGUGACUGCUACUGCACGGGCUGGGGGGACACGCACUACGCCACCUUCGAUGGGCUCUACUACAGCUACCAGGGCAACUGCACGUACGUGCUGGUGGAGGAGAUCACCCCCACCAUAGACAACUUCGGGGUCUACGUCGACAACUACCACUGUGACGUCAGCAGCCAAGUGUCCUGCCCCCGCGCGCUCAUCGUGCGCCACGAGACCCAGGAGGUGCUGAUCAAGACCGUGCACACGAUGCCCAUGAGGGCGCAGGUGCAGGUCAACAGGCAGGCUGUGGCGCUGCCCUAUAAGAAGUACGGGCUGCAGGUGUACCAGUCAGGCAUCAAGUACGUGGUGGACAUCCCUGAGCUGGGCGCCCUCAUCUCCUACGACAGCCUUUCCUUCUCCAUCCGGCUGCCCUACCACCGGUUCAGCAACAACACGAAGGGCCGGUGUGGCACGUGCACCAACAACACCUCAGAUGACUGCAUGCUGCCCAGCGGGGAGGUCGUCGCCAGCUGUGAGGUUGCGGCUGACCACUGGGUGGUGAAUGACCCCUCGGAGCCGCACUGUCCCCACAGGGGCUUCACCACCGAGCGACCGGCCACCUGGCCGUCGGUGGGCAGCAGCACGACCACCAGGACGGGCUCUCCGUCUCCACUCUGCGAGCUCAUCAAGGACAGCUUGUUCGCCCCGUGCCACGCUGUGGCAUCCCCCAAGCACUACUACGAAGCCUGCAUAUCCGACAGCUUCACUGUGCCCGACUCAAGCCUGGAGUGUGCCAGCCUGCAGACCUACGCAGCCCUCUGUGCCCAGGAGGGCAUCUGUGUCGACUGGCGGAGCCACACUGGCGGAGCCUGCCUGGUGACGUGCCCGGAGCACCGAGAGUACCGGGCCUGUGGUCCCGUGGAGGAGCCCACCUGCAAGUCCAGCCACACCCAGGCAAAGAGCCCACGCCUGGUGGAAGGCUGCUUCUGUCCCAAGGGCACCACCAGCUACGCGUCCGGCUUCGACGUCUGCGUGGGCCUGUGCGGCUGCGUGGGGCCCGACAACUUGCCCAGAGAGUUUGGGGAGCACUUCGAGUUCGACUGCAAGGACUGCAUCUGCCUGGAGGGGGGCAGCGGCAUCAUCUGCAGGCCCAAGACAUGCCGCCCGGUACCCUUUGUGGAGUGCAAGGAGGACGGCACCUACACUGUCACAGAGGUCGACCCCGCCAACACCUGCUGCAACAUCACCUCCUGCGCCUGCAACCCCAGCCUGUGUAGGGGGAAGCCCCCGCUGUGCCCGCUGGGCUUCGAGGUGAAGAGCGAGAUGGUCCCUGGGAGGUGCUGCCCCUUCUACUCGUGUGUGCCCAAGGGCGUGUGUGUUUUCAGGGACGCUGAGUACCAGCCCGGUUCUGCAGUCUUCUCCUCCAAGUGCGAGAACUGCAUGUGCACCAAACACAGACACAACGCCACGCAGCUCAACAACAUCUCCUGCACCCACGUGCCUUGCAACACCUCCUGCAACCGCGGCUUUGAGCUGGUGGACGUCCCCGGCGAGUGUUGCAAGAAGUGCCAGCAGACCCAGUGCAUCAUCGUCAUCGACCGGCCCGGCAGCCAGAACCUGGUCCUGAAGCCCGGGGACAUGAAGAGAGACCCCCUGAACAACUGUACCUUCUUCAGCUGCAUGAAGAUACAUGGCCAGUUCAUCUCAUCCGUCUCCAAAAUCACCUGCCCCGACUUUGACCCCAGCACCUGCCUCCCGGGCUCCAUCACACUCAUGCCCAAUGGCUGCUGCAGGAAAUGCCUCCCUCGCAAUGAGACCAGGAUCUUCUGCUCCACCGUCCCCGUCGUCAGGGAGAUUUCGCACAACGGCUGUACCAAGUUGGUCACCAUGAACGAUUGCUCCGGGUCCUGCGAGACCUUCGCCAUGUACUCGGCCAAGGCCCAGUCCCUGGACCACAGCUGCUCCUGCUGCAAGGAGCAGAGCACCAGCCAGAGGGAGGUGAUGCUGCAGUGCCCGGGCGGGGGCUUGCUCCGUCACACCUACACCCACAUCGACAGCUGUCUGUGCCAGGACACCGUGUGCGAGCUGCCCCCCCAGCGCAGGGCCCGGCGCUCUGGCCCCAGGGACCUGGGCCCGGGGCGGGGGUGAGUGGGGGGCGCUCGGCCACCUGUGCCCCGCCUCCACCGUCCGUACACCCCCUCCCACUGACCCUCUGAGCUUCCUCGCCUCCUAAGCUGACCUUCUCUCUGCGGAUAUUUAUUUUCCAAGCC